Messenger RNA from Dermatophagoides pteronyssinus (European house dust mite), 664 nucleotides. RefSeq names its product UPAR/Ly6 domain-containing protein bou-like. Gene Ontology annotation, biological process: positive regulation of voltage-gated potassium channel activity; regulation of synaptic transmission, cholinergic; sleep. The record is from RefSeq and is a predicted model, not a curated record. NCBI's taxonomy places the organism in Eukaryota, Metazoa, Arthropoda, Arachnida, Sarcoptiformes, Pyroglyphidae.
UAGCAACCAAACCAGCCAGGUAGCAGGGUUAGUCAUCAAGCAAACUAACCAACAAACAAGUCAUUCAGCCAGGUAAACAACAGAAGCAGCGAAAAAUCACACACACAUCUAUAGAUGUGCUAGGUGUGUAUGUAGGUAUAAUUCAUUCAGGUGAGUUCGUUUCAUCAUCAUUCGAUUGGCAUUUUUGAAAUUCAUUCGAAAUAAACAAAAACAAACAAGGAAAAAUGCGUCUAAAAUUAAUCUUACUUGUUUUGUUUUUAAUCAAUUUAAAUGAUUCGGCCAUUGCCAUAAAAUGUUUUCAAUGUGACAGUAAUAUUGAUCUGGAAUGUAGCGAAUAUUUUGAUCCAGAUAUGACUAGUUUACAAUCAAAAUCAUGUGAUAAUGUUUUUGAAGCAAGAUUCUGUAUUAAAACAACCGGAAUGUAUGGUGGUGUUAUCGGUACAAUUCGAAAUUGUUCAUCACGGGAUUUAGGUGAUCGUUGUUCAUACUUGAAACGACCCGGUGAUCAACGUUAUGUUCGUAGUUGUGUUUAUACUUGUUCAUCGGAUGAUUGUAAUCAUGCUCAAAAAAUUAACCAUUCGUUACCAUUAUCCAUCACCCUCAUCAUAUUUAUAACAUCGAUUUUUUAUUUAUAAAAAAAAUAAAAUCAAAUGGCUGGUAAAUU